Molecule: messenger RNA, 1451 nt
Organism: Castor canadensis (American beaver)
Lineage: Eukaryota; Metazoa; Chordata; Mammalia; Rodentia; Castoridae
Source: RefSeq, a predicted model, not a curated record
GCAACGUGAGAAACAAAGAAUCUAUAGUGAAUAUUAAGUCACGAACACUAAAAUGCUUCUCUUUGAGUAGCAGCUCCCGAACGUCACUUCCGGCAACAAUAGGAAACGUCAAAACUCCGAGCGUCCGCAGCUCUGGCUCCAGCAGCCCGAGGUGCUCUGAGUUUGCAGGGGGUUGGUGUUUUUGUUUUUGUUUUUGUUUUUGUUUUUUGGUACUCUUACCGCCGUUAUCUUCACUGACGUGCACAAGUAAAGGUUGGAAAGGUUUCUCCAUGGCCCAGGCACCAGUUCCCGGCUGAAUCAUUUUCUUUUUGGCUAAAAGUCCCCGCCCAGAGACCGAUUCGUCGCGGCGGCGGUGGAGAUCGCAGGUGGCUCAGGUACAAGCGUCACUUAUCAGUUACCUCUUUUGCCUGUACACCCUCACUUUUCUCCCUGAAGUAAGGACAGCGGGAGCUUGCCACUCGGCAGAAACUGGCCGACCAGCAAGAGUUUAGGACCAAUGACAGUGGAAAGCACCUUGAGUGACAGCGGGAAUGGCUUAUUAAAAUGAACAUUCCGUAUCCUGAGGCGGGAAUGGGAGUGCCCUUUAGUUUCUAGGCCAUUGGGUUAUAGGUCGGCUUGGGGACUCUAGGUAGUGACCCGGCUUCAUUCUGAAAUGAAACGGAGAAAUACCAAAGGUCACUUUCUCUGGGUCCACGUGUUGCUUUUUCAGGCUUGCAGAUGGGUCAAGGGCUGUGGAGAGUGGCCAGAAACCAGCAGCUACAACAGGAAGGCUAUAGUGAGCAAGGCUACCUACCCAGAGAGCAGAGCAGGAGAAUGGCUGCAGGCAGCAUUUCUAAUACCAAUCACCGUAAACAAGUCCAAGGAGGCAUUGACAUUUAUCAUCUUUUGAAAGCAAGGAAAUGUAAAGAACAGGAAGGAUUCAUUAAUCUGGAAAUGCUGCCUCCUGAGCUAAGCUUUACCAUCUUGUCCUACCUGAAUGCAACUGACCUCUGCUUGGCUUCGUGUGUUUGGCGGGACCUUGCUAAUGAUGAGCUUCUCUGGCAAGGUUUAUGCAAAUCCACUUGGGGUCACUGUUCCAUAUACAAUAGGAACCCACCUCUAGGAUUUUCUUUUAGAAAAUUGUAUAUGCAGCUGGAUGAAGGCAGCCUCACCUUUAAUGCCAACCCAGAUGAGGUAGGUAAAGAAUGUGAAUAUUUAUAUAAGUUGAACUUUAUUGCUAUUUUGCUGCAGUAUUCUAAUUUAAUAAAUUUGCCUAUAAAAUAACAAGUCAUUGAACACACCUUUUCAGUCAUUGAGAACCCAGUAUUUUAAGUUAUUUUUCUAUGACAUAGUCAUUUUUCUUUUUCUUUUCAUGUCACAUUCUUACCUAUCUAUCUGCUCACUUUAGAUAGAAGUCCUCUACUGGUCUGACUAAGGAAUACAUUAGUGGAGAACAAAUUUUGUUCAUCAAA